This is a messenger RNA of Topomyia yanbarensis, 1892 nucleotides long. RefSeq lists its product as uncharacterized. Lineage: Eukaryota; Metazoa; Arthropoda; Insecta; Diptera; Culicidae. Gene Ontology annotation, cellular component: nucleus. The transcript has 2 exons. The record is from RefSeq and is a predicted model, not a curated record. The coding region runs from base 408 to 1268 and encodes 286 amino acids.
CAAAACUCAAACCGGCAUCACACUAUAUCUCUGACAGAUAGAUCGCUUGCUUCCCGUUAUAUGUUUAAGCUGUGUAUGUGCGUGCGUGCUUGUGAACCGGCUCCAUCGCGGACUAGCUGUCUCUCGAGUCUCGACCACCAUCCCCAUCCAUUCAUUGACUACGUACUGCUACUGGUAUUGGUCUGCCUGGAAGAAGUGCGGCUGCAUAAAAUACUGAUCAAAUCGUAGCAUCAUCGAAGCGAAAAGUAUUCUUCCGUGUUCCUUUAUUAUUUCGUGACUACAGUGGUAUUAAAGAUUAGUGCUUUGCGGAUCACGACGAAAAUCAACAGUAGCAUAGCAAACGGAACUAACCGCUAAGUAAAAAGUUUAUCAUCAGCACAACAGGGAAUAAAAUUCCUAAACCAAACAUGGCAGUGCCGACCAAGGACGAACUUCGCAAGGAAAUUGCUGCCAUCCUGAAGGAUGCAAACCUGGAGGAAACGGCCGCCAAAAAGGUGCGCCUGCAGUUGGAGGAAAAUCUCAAAUGUGACCUGUCGGCACGCAAGAAGGAAGUCGACAAUCUGGUGAUGGAGUACGUCAAUGCCCAGGACGAGUCCGGCGAGGACGAGGAAGAAGAGGACGAAGAAGAUGGUGAGGAUGAGGAGGAAAAAGUUGCAGAAAAGAAGGCACCGAAAAAGAAAGCGGCCGCCCCCGCCAAGAAGAAGUCAGCAAGCGACGAUGAAGAUGGCGAAGGAGAGGAGGAAGAAAACGACGAUUCAGACGAUGGGGGUGCUAAGAAGAAGGGCAAACGAGGUGCCCCAGCGAAGCGUGGUGCUCCUGCUAAAAAGAAGAAGAAGCACGGCUCGGACAGUGAAGAAGAAUCGGACGGAUCUGAGGAAUCGGACGACGAUUACAAACCGAACAAGGGUGCCAAGGGCAGUGCAAAGAAGGCGCGCGGCCGGAAGAAGGGCGGCUCGGGUUCCGACUCCGACGGAGACUGGAAGCGGGCAAAGCCUAAGAACAAGAAACCGGCUGGCGAAAGGAAGAGUACCGGUUUCACACGCCCCUACACCCUAUCACCGGAACUGGCCGCCAUUUGCGGCGCUGAGUCACUGCCCCGGCACGCGGUCGUCAAAAAGGUCUGGGCCAUCAUCAAGGAGCGCAACCUGUACGACCCAAAGAACAAGCAGUUUGCCAUCUGCGACUCGGAACUGCAGAAAGUCAUCGGCGUUAAACGGUUCCGCACGUUCGGCAUGCUGAAGUAUCUGAAGCCACAUUUCCUGAACUAACUUUAGGCGUAAAUGCAUGCGCGGGACAGAGGCGAAACAGUACGUACCAUUCUCAGUUUAGUUGUCUUCUUCACUACUUACUUACUGACUGUUACGAGCAGCCUGGAGGGCCUCUUCCAAAUGCGUCAACCACAUACUAAUAACUAAUAUUCCGAACGGACAAACGUGUGUUAAACAGGAUACAAAUAUCUUAAAGUUCGUUGUAUGCGAAUCAAACAUAUGGAACGAAGCAACAAAUAUAUAAUGUACAACAACAAGAUCGCGAAGGGUAGCUCGCGAGGACCGGUGUCGCACUCCGGCCAAGUCACUACAAAUCACUAACUAGUUGUGAUGAUUAAAUCGAGUAAAUUUAACAAAGUAAAAACCAUGUAAUUUUGAACUUACAAAUCAGACAGGCAUUUUUAUUGGAUCAUAUAUAUCUACUAUCUAGAAAGCUACUCAACUUAUUACUAUUUUUUAAUUUUUUUUCGACCAUGGUAUUAGUCGAAAAUGGACACAUCCGACAGUGGAGUGGAAAUAUUAUUUUUUUAAGUACGGUAAAAGAUAGAGAGGUAAAAAAGAAGAGUGCAUAUGAUUGUGGUAAAAUCCAAUAAAAAAAGCGUAAACAAGUUUCUACGAAUAAAA